AUGAAAUCAAAUCCUAAAAUGAAACACGAUGUGUUCAUAAGUUUCAGGAGCAAAGACACUCGUGACAAUUUCGUAAGCCAUCUAUGUGGUUGUCUACGUAGGAAACGGAUCAAAACCUUUUUAUAUGACGAAGUACCAAUCGAAGAGAGAUAUAAAGAGUCGUUAAAAGCAAUCCAAGUAUCGAGAGUUUCAGUGAUUGUGUUCUCGGAGAACUUUGGGGAUUCAAAAUGGUGUUUGGAUGAAGUUGUAGCCAUCUUGAAAUGCAAAGAGGUGUUUGGUCAGAUUGUGAUACCUGUCCUUUACCAUGUUGAUCCUCUCGACAUUGAGAAUCAGACAGGAAGCUUUGGAGAUGCCUUUGCUAAGCGACGGGAUAAAGCCGAGCAGCUUCAAGAAUGGAAAGAUGGUUUUGCAAAAGCCAUUAACCUCCCCGGAUGGAGUACUGCACAUUUGAGAGAUGAAGAGAUAUUGGUGAAUGAAAUAGCUCGUGACAUCGAAAGAAAACUUCUAAGAGCUUCAAGAACAAAGGUCAUAAUUGAGUGGUCUCUAGUUAUCACCAACCUCAUGUUGGAAAUACCUUCCUCUGUUUUUGACCAGAUCUCUUCGACUCACAAACCUUUCUACGCGUUGGCUGCUAUGUCAAUGUCAUUGUUAUCUUGUCUACUUUGCGUUGUGGAUCUCUUUCACAAAGGAAGAGUUGAGAGAGUUUUGUGGAAGUGGACUUGGCCUAUUCCUUGGUUUCACUAUCCAACUCAAAGAUCAAAUCGAUUCGGUAGCUUUCCAGAGAUGGUUGGAUUGCUUUGCGCCUUGUGUCAAACCAUUCUCACAACCAUUAACUAUUCAUUCAUCAUACAUAGAGCUGAUACUCCCAUUAAAUUCUCGGUUUGGCCAAUCAUGUUUGCGCUUGGUUUACUUUGCACUUUGUUUAUCAAACGAUCUAACUAG
This is a messenger RNA of Arabis nemorensis, 942 nucleotides long. NCBI's taxonomy places the organism in Eukaryota, Viridiplantae, Streptophyta, Magnoliopsida, Brassicales, Brassicaceae. The record is from the annotation of a GenBank genome assembly.